Molecule: messenger RNA, 1762 nt
Organism: Drosophila subobscura
Lineage: Eukaryota; Metazoa; Arthropoda; Insecta; Diptera; Drosophilidae
Product: developmental regulatory protein wetA-like
Exons: 2
Coding region: 692-1594 (300 amino acids)
Source: RefSeq, a predicted model, not a curated record
UUCGCGUUUGACGGGGUGCGGUAACAUUGUUUGUGUUGCAAAGCAAAGCAAAGUAAACAAAAAUUAGGCGAUUCGCAAGGCGCGCGUGAAAUGAAUUUGUGCGUUAAAAAAAACCCAUUUUUUAAGUGUUGACGAUGAUGAAACCCACAGAAAAUAUCAUAGAAAGUGGCUAAAUCGUAGCGUUCAUCGACUGUUGAUAAAUGUGUGUGCGAACUAGGCGCGCAAACCGCUGAAAAUACGCUAACAAACGGCAUCGGGCAAGCAGUGCGAAAACGCGAGAAAAAAAAUUGGGCGCCUUUUGUGAGAAGAUUGUGUGUCUUCACAAUUUCCGCUUCUUCUUCAGUGAAUUUAUUAACUUAACUUAUAAUUGGUGCAAUUAAAUAUUACUACAUAAAUAAACAUGCCGAUUUGCAAUCGGGAAGGCUUCGACCUGAAUCAGAAGGAGGGCAAAAACGAUACAUUAAACGAUAACGACUGGGUCUUCUGCUGCUACAUCAGCAAUCACAUUUUCCUCGACUAUGAAAACUACUUUCGCACCUGAUGGCCAUCAAUUCGACGGUGUGGCAAUGUGAAGCAACCGGCCGCGACUGUCUUACGUACGAAGAGGCGCAGAAAAGCGAACGCGCUGCCCUCAAGAAAAUGGAACAAUUCAAACAGAGCCUUCGCGCGCCCCUGCUGCUCGUGGUGGAACAUGCACGCCAGUCGGCGGCGAAGACACUCAAUCGGAUGGUGGCCAAAUUCCAACGCCUCCUAUGUGGUGGUGGCCAUACAGCCAGGCAAGGGUAAGCCGCUGCCCAGCAAUGACAUCUACGAGGACACGGACGCGCUGCAGUAUCGCCUACGUGCAGCCGAGGGCGAUGACAGCACAGAGAUCAUCGUGCAGAUGCGACGACAGCGUCUCGAGUUCAAUAUGCACCACCGCCGCCACCACCACCUCCGCCACAUCACUGCAACUGUCCGCCUGGCCCCCCCGGUCCUCCUGGCGCCCCAGGAGCGCCUGGCCCUGCCGUCCCGCCGGGUGCACAAGGCCCACAAGGCGAAAAGGGUGAUCAAGGUGAAAAAGGACAGAAAGGGCACUAUGGCAUGCCCGGCCCUCCAGACGCCCCAUCCACAUCCUCAUCCGGCGCAACACAAGAAAACCACAACCACAACAAGAGUGAUGAUCAUCAUCAUCAUCAUUAUCCACCAUCCCAUUGGCCACAUUAUCCCCCCAGUGGAGGACAUAAAGGACAACCCACCGUACGGUCAUCCACACGGUCCGUCACAUGGAGGUGGGCACCAUAAACAUCCACAAGGUCCGUCACAUGGAGGCCACAAUGGGGAUGAUCACCACCAUCACAACCACGGAGAUGGCGAACAUAAUCAUAACCACCCACAAUCACCAUCGCACCCGCACCCGAUGCCUGAUCCAAACAAUCCGCAGCAUGGAGAACCAGAUAACGAUGGUGAUCAUCAUCAUCAUCAGAGCAAUCCUGACGCUCCCGACCACAGAGACAACGAGAGUGAAGAAAUGCCUGAGGAACUACCUCAAGUUUUAUACGAAAUUGCACCAAACAAUGUUGAAAUGGAGAGAGAUGAAGAGGUGAUUGUGUAGCCUAUGAUAGAGGUCGAAAGCUGGAAUGAAGAAAGCCAGUCCACAGAGUCUGAUCCUGCGGAAGAGCGAAGCAGCAAACGACCAAUUAUCUUAGCUAUAGGAACGCCACGAAACCCAUUUCAGCUGUACGCAUAUGAACACUACAACUCAUGAGCGUGCAGAACAUAC